This is a messenger RNA of Lycium barbarum (goji berry), 3462 nucleotides long. RefSeq lists its product as uncharacterized. Gene Ontology annotation, molecular function: RNA-DNA hybrid ribonuclease activity; nucleic acid binding. The record is from RefSeq and is a predicted model, not a curated record. The transcript has 5 exons. Bases 1 to 3462 code for a protein of 1153 amino acids. Lineage: Eukaryota; Viridiplantae; Streptophyta; Magnoliopsida; Solanales; Solanaceae.
AUGAACUCUCAGGCUGCAACUGAGAGGCUGAAAUAUAUGAUCAAAGAGUACAAAAUUCCUUUAGUUGCUCUUCAGGAACCUUUCAUAAAGGAAUCAAAAAUUGAAAGCUACAAAUACAAUCUUGGAAUGCAUGGGGCCUAUGCUAAUAAUAGUAACAAAAUCUGGAUCUUUUGGGGUAAUGAUAUUGAUUGUUCCAUUUAUUGCUCAGAAGACCAAAUGGUGGCUUGCAAAGUGGUUCUGAACUCUUCCCAACAGGUAUUUAUUUCAGUAGUAUAUGCUAAAUCAAGAACAGCUGGUAGAGAGGACCUUUGGAGAUAUAUGCGAGUAAUUGCUUCUACAAUCAAUGAACCAUGGGUUAUCUGUGGAGAUUUUAAUAGUAUUCUAUCUACUGAUGAGAAAAUGGGAGAUUGUGGUUUAAAAGAUAAUGGAUUCUCGGGGAAUAUUUUCACUUGGUCGAAUGAAAGAAAGGGCGAAGAAGUGAUAUGGAAAAGAUUAGAUAGGAUGAUCAGCAAUGAAAAAUGGUCUGAGGCUUUCGCCAUUUCGGAUGUUAUUCACUUACCAAGAGUUAACUCAGAUCACUGUCCACUUUUAAUAACUGGCAAGAAUUCUAGUCAAUCAUAUGUGAAGUACUUCAGAUUCCUAAAUUUCUGGACUGAAAUAGAAGGAUACCAAGAGAUUGAGCUUGAAGAAGGAGUAAUGAAGGAUGAAGAGAAAUACAUGGAGAGUAUGGAACAAGAGGAUAGAAUAAGCAUGAACAAAGCUAAGGCAGAACUGAUAUUACAACAUAAACAUGUGGAUAACUUUUGGAGGCAAAAAGCAAAUCUGAAAUGGAAUUUAGAAGGAGAUGAAAACACUAAAUUUUUUCAUUCUGUGGUGAAGGGCAGAAGGAAGUAUCUUCAUAUCAAUAGAAUCUGUGAUAAUGGAGUAUGUAUUGAAAGGGAAGAGGAGAUUGACAAUGCUGCAGUUCAGUUUUAUCAGAAUCUUUUUUCACAGCAGGACAACUAUAUUGACCUUGAUAUCCUUAAAUAUGUUCCUAUUGGCAUUAAUUCUGUUGAUAAUGAAUUUUUAUCAAAAAACCCCUCUGAAGAGGAGGUUAAAAAUGUUGUUUUGACAUUAAUCCAAACAGCCCAGCUGGCCCUGAUGGAUUCAGUGAUUGAUGCUCCUCAAACCUUUUCCGACUUUAGGCCUAUCAGUCUUAGCAAUGUCACUCAAAAAAUUAUUUCAAAAGUUUUUUCUGAAAGGCUUUCUACAAUUAUUCCAAAGAUUAUCUCCUCAAAUCAAAGUGGUUUUAUUAAAGGAAGGGCAAUUGGUGAAAAUGUCCUGUUAGCACAGGAAAUUAUUCAUGACAUGAAGCGACAGAAUAAUGGGGGUAAUGUUGCGUUUAAAAUUGAUAUGAAUAAGGCUUAUGACAGACUCUCCUCGUAUUUUUUGUGCGCUGUCAUGAGGAAAAUGGGAUUUGAUGAAAAAGUGAUUUUCAUUAUUUGGAAUAUGCUUGCUAACAAUUGGUAUAGUGAGGUUGUUAAUGGUAAGAGGCAUGGUUUUUUCAAGUCUCAAAGGGGGGUGAAACAAGGCGACCCUAUUUCACCUGCUUUAUUUAUAAUUGCUGCAGAAUCUUUAUCUUGCAUGUUAAAUGAACUGUAUAAUAAUCCAAGGUUCAGAGGCUUCAUUAUGCAAGCAACUGGACCUAAAAUCAAUCACUUAGCUUAUGCUGAUGACUUGAUAAUUUUUUGUGCAGGAAAAACUAAGACUUUGAAUCUAAUUAUGAAGGUUCUUGAGGAUUAUUCCACUAAUUCUGGACAGAAGAUCAAUGGAGAUAAAAGCUAUUUUAUAAUGGAUAAGAAGACUUCUAACAAGAGGAGCAGAAUUGUGAAGAAUAUUCUUCAAGUUCAAAGGCAAGAGUUUCCAAUUACCUACUUAGGAUGCCCUUUAUUUCAAGGAAGGAAGCUUAUUCAAUAUUUUGCUGAUAUGGCAACCAAGAUUAUCAAGAAGGUAAAUUCUUGGAAUUAUGGCAGAUUAUCAACAGGAGGGAAAUUUUUUUUGAUUAAACAUGUGCUUUCAGCUAUGCCUGUGCAUCUUCUAGCCAUUUGCAAACCUCCUAAAACUAUUUUCAAACAAAUGGAGCAAAUUUUUGCUAACUUUUUAUGGGGCAACAAUGAAAGCAAGAAUAAGUAUCACUGGGCUAAAUGGUUCAGUUUAUGUAUGCCUACUUUAGAAGGUGGUAUUGGUAUAAGGUCCCUGCAGGAUAUUUCAGAAUCUUUCUCUGCCAAGUUGUGGUGGCAAUUCAGAACGAAGGAGUCAUUGUGGGCAGAAUUUUUUAAGGCCAAAUAUGCUAGAAGAAUUCAUCCUGUGGCUAGGAAAUGGAGUUACUCACAAUCUCAUAAUUGGAGAAGGAUGAUGGAGAUUAAAAAGAAAAUUGAUCAUCUUAUAUUAUGGAGAAUCAAUAAAGGAAAUGCAAGUUUUUGGUGGGAUAACUGGUCUGGUUUAGGGGACCUAGCCCAGUUUGGUGAUGCUAAUACUUCGGUAAGAGGCACUGUGGCUGAAUAUAUUGUAGAUGGAACCUGGAACGUGGAAAAGCUCAAGAGAAAGCUGUAUGAGCAUAUUGUACACCAAAUCAGAGGAGUUACUAUUAACUCUCCCAGUCUAAAGGACAAUCCUAUUUGGACAGUUACAACAGAUGGGAGAUUUAAUUGUAAAUCUGCCUGGAAUACUGUGAGAAGGGCUCAGAAUCCCUCUUUGAUCAAUAAAAUGAUGUGGCACAAAAAAUCUCCAUUCAAGCUUGUGAUGGUAACUCAUAAACAAUUCCAAAAUGUGGAUCCUUACAUAAGUUGGAUGCAAUUCAUUAAGAUCAUAGAACAGGCCAAAACAUGUAUCAAAUCCUUCCCUGUUAAGUGGUCUUUUCCUGCUGAUGGUUGCGUGAAAUUAAACACGGAUGGGUGCUCAAAAGGAAAUCCAGGUAAUAAUGGAGGUGGAGGUGUAAUAAGGAAUAACAGAGGCUUUCUGAUUGCUGCAUAUGGAAUAAAUUUUGGAAUUACUACCAACAAUGUGGCAGAGGCUUUAGCUAUGAAAAUUGGAAUUGAUUGGUGCACACAAAAUGGAUAUAAAUGCUUAGAUAUAGAAAGUGACUCAAAGCUGUUAGUAGAUUGGAUAAUGGAUGAAUACAACCCCCCAUGGAACAUCAUAGACACUAUUUUGGAUAUAAAAAAACUCCUGGAACAGGCUGAUAGAUGGAGCAUAGCUCAUUGUUAUAGGGAAGGCAACAGAGUGGCUAACAGUUUAUCUAACUGGGGAUUAAACUUCAACUCGAUCACUUGGAUAACUGAAUUUCAUAAUCUUCCCAAAGAAGUGAAAGGAGAAAUGAAUAUGGAUAGAAUGCAGAUGCCAACAUUCCGGAAUAAUAUUAGUUCAAACUGUUGUAAUAUAGAUAGAAGGUUAGAUAGGAAUUAUUCUUUUGAUGUUCCUUAA